AUGGCAACCAUACUUCUAAAAAAGUUUCCAUCAAUACCUGCUAUUUCUUCUACUGAUGCCAGCUUCUUGAAUCAAGACGGGAUAAGCAUUGAAAUCCUGGGAAAUCAUUUGAAAGAAAAUUUACCAAACUUGCUUUCUUCUUUUGCAACCAUCAUGCCAUACUGGGUCAAAUCAUCAUUUUUCAACCCUGAGAUUAAAAGAAGCCGCUUAGAAAUCCAUGAUUACCAACAGGAUCAAACCAGCACAAAAUCUCUGCGAAAGAUGGAAAAUUGCAAACUUGUAGAUGAGGUUGAGCAAAAAUUGAGAAGUUUUGACGACUUUCUCAAAACUUCUGCUCAUGCCUUGAAACUUGGUCUUCAAAAAUAUCUUCAGUACUUUCUUUGCCCCCAGCCUGGGGACUGGCCUGCUCAAUUCUAUAUGAGGCAGGUUCAGUAUAACAUUCCUGAAAACUUUCCAUCUUGCUUGAAAAACAUUAUACCAAUGAUUGGUCCUCUGCAUAUUCAGCUGAAUGCGAGAGAAUGUGUUUGCUUUCUAAACAUUGACUUCUUUAAAACGUUCUAUUCCUUUAUUUGUGGGGAUGAAAAACAACUUGCAAACAAGCCAAAACCAUGGAGAAUUUCUUUGCUGUUAGAGAUACUUUAUGGUGGGUGGACACUCAUCAGAGAACAAGUAAUUGUCAUUUUCUCCAAUUGCAAAAGCAUAGAGUUCUUAACUCUCUUGAACAUCUUAGACAAUUACCUUCCACUUGUACUGUCUAUCUACUCAGUCAUCUUUAAAACUGGUAGAACCUCUGAGUACCUGCAUGCAGUGUUGAGGUAUUGGUUAAUGUUCUUUUGCUACAAAAGACAUCAUUAUAACAAAGCUCCUUUGGUCUGGCUAAGUAAUAUUCUGUUUUGGAAGGCUAAAAAUCAUCCACUUUUUCAAGCUCGUUUAAGCAGCCUCAAUGCUUUUGAUGAAUACCCAGUGGAGAACUCCCACUCUCUCUUAAGAUCACAAACAGUGCAAUCUGAUGAUGCUGAACUGAUCUCAAGAAAGGCCAAAGGAGUUGACAGCAACAAGACAACAUCAGCUAAAUUUUCAUCAGCAUUUGUGAGGCCAAAAAAAUUUAACUUCAGCAGUUCAAAACUCAAACAGCUGAAAAUCAAGGCAUCCAAAUUUAUUUUCAACAUUUUAAAAAGUAUAAAGGAACAGCCAAAUGCAGCAUCCCAAGUCAAUCGCCCAGCAAAUCGGCAAAAAGGCAUGACAUAUUGGAAACUGCCUCAUAUAUAUGGAGAAUCCAUUGUUUCAUCAAAAGUGCUACCAGUAGGAUUUCAGUUUGCAGGGAAGGAACCAAAUCCUUUAAGCAAAUGCGACUUAGCCGACUGUACACACCAAGAGACAGGAUCUGGCAUCAUAUUGUUCCAGACAUGUGGGCACUCCUUCCACACUGAAUGCUUGUCCGGUGAAGAGAAACGGGCAUGUACAGUUUGCAGUGAGGAGAUUCUCAAGGCCAUGAAGACCCUAGCCUCAACAGCGAAGGAAUCUAUCUUCAAUCCAGACAUCAAAGAAACUCCAACGUCGAAUGCGCACGAAGAUGAUGACAUUACCAAUGAUGAAAUUGUGGAAGAAGACAACCUGGACGCUGCAGAAUCGUGCCUACAAAUUCAACAAGAAAUUUGUAGCUGGGGCCUUAUAAAUGGUCCUAUUUGA
This is a messenger RNA of Rhopilema esculentum, 1689 nucleotides long. The record is from RefSeq and is a predicted model, not a curated record. Lineage: Eukaryota; Metazoa; Cnidaria; Scyphozoa; Rhizostomeae; Rhizostomatidae.